Molecule: messenger RNA, 867 nt
Organism: Penicillium coprophilum
Lineage: Eukaryota; Fungi; Ascomycota; Eurotiomycetes; Eurotiales; Aspergillaceae
Product: SDR family oxidoreductase
Exons: 3
Coding region: 1-867 (288 amino acids)
Source: RefSeq, a predicted model, not a curated record
AUGACUGGAAAACUCACCUGGAUUGUGACGGGCUGUUCCUCUGGCAUGGGAGAAUGUCUGGUCCGGGCAAUCCUUACGGCGGGCGAUCAAGUGAUUGCAACGGCUCGACCGGGAAGCACGAAUGCUGUUGAUCGCAUAGCUCCACUCAAGGAGGCAGGAGCCGCUGUGAUGGAGGUAGAUGUCACAGCGUCAGCAGAAGUGCUCAAUGCUAAAGCCAAAGAAGCAUGGGCAAUAUAUGGGAAAAUUGACGUCCUUGUGAACAAUGCUGCCUACAUUGAUGCGGGUGUAUUCGAGGAGAUCGAUGAAGCAUUCCUGACCCAGGCCCUCCGCAACAAUGCCAUUGGUCCUCUCAAUCUUACACGCGCCUUCCUUCCAUACAUGAGGGAGAGGCGGUCUGGAACUAUUCUUUUCAUGUCAUCCGUGGGUGCGUACUAUGGUGCACCCGGCGCCAGCGCCUACGCAGGCUCGAAGGGUUUACUUGAAGGGCUAGUGCCUAACCUCAGCCUGGAAAUCGAACCAUUUGGUCUCCGAACGUGCAUGAUCACGCCUGGUUACUUUCGUACUAGUGCUAUGACACCAGGGAAUAUUCUGUACCGAGCACCGAACCCAUUACCGGAAUAUGUGGAGAUGAAUUCGCAGAUCAAGGCAGGUUGUAAUGCCGCGGACGGGAACCAGCCCGGGGAUCCUCUCAAAGCGGCUACUUUGAUAGUGGACGCUGUCAGAGGUCAGGGCCCAUGUGCAGGCAAGGAACUUCCCUCUUGGCUUCCAUUAGGAGCCGAUGCAAUAAAGGCGAUCAGAGAUAAUUGCCAGGCAAAGCUAAAAGUCUGUGACGAAUGGGAGGACUUUGCAUCUGCUACCAAUUUUUGA